Messenger RNA from Gaeumannomyces tritici R3-111a-1, 1951 nucleotides. RefSeq names its product phosphoadenosine phosphosulfate reductase. The transcript has a single exon. Gene Ontology annotation, molecular function: phosphoadenylyl-sulfate reductase (thioredoxin) activity. NCBI's taxonomy places the organism in Eukaryota, Fungi, Ascomycota, Sordariomycetes, Magnaporthales, Magnaporthaceae. Bases 621 to 1598 code for a protein of 325 amino acids. The record is from RefSeq and is a predicted model, not a curated record. Gene Ontology annotation, cellular component: cytoplasm.
ACAUAGGACUGAGAGGCCGACCAAACCAUGUAGGUAGGCUCCGAGUGUAAUAUGAGCUCGUGCCGUUGCGAAACAGUGUUGGAUUACCAACCCACGUCCAUCUGCUUCUCUGCCAGUAGGUAGCCCUGUAGAGACUCCGCUGCGUGGCAGACCAGGGUGUUGGCCGCGAGUCCCGCCCUCCUCCGGCUCUGGGGCAUCUGGACUGCAUCGGCCGCUCCAGUUGCGUGGCCGUUCACCAGGCGCCGGUCCAUCAUCGAUGGAUCGCCAUUACAAACCCACCAAGCCCACCUACCUCGUCAACCCCGAAACUUACACCCUACCCAUGCGCCCUGUCCCAUCCUCUACAAAGCUGCUCCUGUUUCUGCCCAAGGAACUAAACUCUCCCUUCUCAUCCUCCAGUUCUAACCUCGCCAACUAUACACCACCACAACCCCAUUUGCCCUCCGGCCUGGGUCACUAAUACGCCUAGACUCCCCGUCAACCCCUUUCCCUGCCAGUUCCAUCGUUGUCCAGGGAGACAUCUCUGUGAGCUCCAACGGGGCAGCGAAACCACAUCCUUGGCCUUCAGCACUUGACAACCACAUUCCCGAACCGAUAUUCACUUGAGCCAACAGGUCAUCAUGUCUCCUAUCACCAUGACGCAGACAUCGUCACUGGAGUCAUCGCCGAGGCUCCAGCCUCUGGACAGCAAGAGCGAAGAUGCCGCUGACGUCGAGUCAGGAUACGGCUCGGCCACCUCAUCCACCCCAUCCCUGCCACAGAUAUCCCUCACAUCUUUCCACCUGAGGCAUCUCAACGACCAGCUGGAGAAGAUGCACCCCAUGGACAUCCUCCGCUUUUGCCGCACCCUGUUCCCCAACCUGUACCAGACGACCGCAUUUGGCCUGACUGGCCUGGCGACCAUGGACAUGCUGUCCAAGAUCGAGAAGGAGGCCCCAGGGUCGUCGCGCCCCGUGGACCUGAUCUUCCUCGACACCCUGUACCACUUUGAGGAGACGUACAGGCUAGUCGAGAAGGUCAGCGCGCGCUACUCCAACCUCAAGGUCCACACCUUCCGGCCGGCCGGCUGCGAGACAGUCGCCGAGUUCGAGGCCAAGUACGGCGCGCAGCUGUACGAGCUGAGCUCCGAGUGGUACGACUGGGUCGCCAAGGUCGAGCCGCAGCAGCGGUCGUACUCGGAGCUGCGCGUGGCCGCCGUCCUGACGGGCCGCCGGCGGUCGCAGGGCGGGCAGCGCAACGCCAUCCCCGUCAUCGAGGUGGAUGACGAGACCGGGGUCGUCAAGAUCAACCCGCUCGUGGCCUGGUCGUUCCAGCAGGUGCAGCAGUACAUCAAGGACAACGACGUGCCCUACAACGAGCUGCUCGACAGGGGGUACAAGUCGGUCGGCGACUGGCACUCGACCAGCCCCGUGGCCGCGGGCGAGGACGAGCGCGCCGGCAGGUGGAAGGGCCAGGCCAAGACCGAGUGCGGUAUCCACAACAAGAAGUCCCGGUACGCCCAGUUCCUCGAGGAGGCCGACCGCCAGGCAAAGCUUGCCGAGGAGGCCAAGAAGCAGGCUGUGGCCGUCGCUCCCGUACCAGUCGCCAACUUGGCCUGAUCCUUGAAGGGACUGACCAGCGGUCGGCCCGAGGAAGAAGAAAAGAGAAAAAAGAAAAAGAAAAAGAAAGAAAACAAGCCAAACUGGCAGGAUGACGUCGCUGCGGAAGGGGGGAAACAGAACUCUAGUGGUGCUCACCGUCGGUGGCCCUGGACUCGAGCUCAGUAAUAGGGUUGCUUUCUUUAGUCUUGUCUUUGCUUCAUGAGCGAGUGUGGGGGGUUUGUGCAUCCUUACGGGCGUCAUCGCAUCGUCGCCUUGUUGGAGGAUUCCUGGCGUUUGGUAGCAUGGGUAUGGCAUUGCAUAUUUCAGUAGCCAGGCGCAAUCGAUAUGAAUGAAUGAGUAUAUAUCCCGUA